Molecule: messenger RNA, 276 nt
Organism: Fusarium coffeatum
Lineage: Eukaryota; Fungi; Ascomycota; Sordariomycetes; Hypocreales; Nectriaceae
Exons: 2
Coding region: 1-276 (91 amino acids)
Biological process (GO): protein insertion into mitochondrial inner membrane
Cellular component (GO): mitochondrial inner membrane
Source: RefSeq, a predicted model, not a curated record
AUGAACUUCCUCGGAAUGGGUCGACCUCAGCCUACCUCGGAGCAAAAGAUUGCUGCCGUGGAGAGCGAGAUGCGCAUGAUGGCUGAUACCUACAACCGUCUCCAGCAGUCUUGCCAGAAGAAGUGCGUUCCUACCGACUACCGCGAGGGCGAGCUCAACAAGGGCGAGUCCGUCUGCCUCGACCGUUGCACAGCCAAGUUCCUCGAUACAUCGAUGAAGGUUAGCGAGAUUAUGCAGCAGCAGGGCCAGGCUCUCGGUGGUGGCAUGCCACAGUAA